Messenger RNA from Candidozyma haemuli, 1248 nucleotides. RefSeq lists its product as uncharacterized. The record is from RefSeq and is a predicted model, not a curated record. The transcript has a single exon. Bases 1 to 1248 code for a protein of 415 amino acids. NCBI's taxonomy places the organism in Eukaryota, Fungi, Ascomycota, Pichiomycetes, Serinales, Metschnikowiaceae. Gene Ontology annotation, molecular function: electron-transferring-flavoprotein dehydrogenase activity; flavin adenine dinucleotide binding. Gene Ontology annotation, cellular component: cytoplasm.
AUGACCAAGCUCGCUUCUGUUUCCAAGUCUGUGGCUGCGCUUACCACUAACGUGUUGGUGGUUGGUGGUUCCUUUGGAGGUAUGGCUUCCAUCGUGUCUUUGAAAGCACUGUUGAAGGAAAAUAAACCAAAGUCAAGAGUUUCAGUAACGCUCGUGGAGCCAAAGGCUGGAUUCCUUAAUGUUCUUGGUGUGCCACGUGCCAUUGUGGACCCAACGUUCGCUACAACUCAGUACGUGCCAAUUGAACAGUACCUGGCUUUCCAGUUUGACCGUUUGGUGUCUGACGAUGAGUACGUGUUGAAGCUGGCAGGACAGAAGAUUGACCCUGAGGCUAAUGAAGAUAUUGAACUCACGUACGUUCAAGGAAGCAUCACCAAGUUGAGCAAGAACGUGGCUGAAUAUCAGCUUAAUAACGGUACUGGUGGAACUGAUAAGAUCAAGUUCGACUACUGUGUUUUGGCUGCCGGCAGAAACAGAACCUGGCCAACGUCUCCAGAUGCACUUAAUGCUGAAAACUACCUUAAGGAAAUGAAGGAUUUCAAUUCCCAGGUGAAGAAAUGCAAUAAGAUCGCCGUGGUGGGUGCUGGAGCUGUGGGCAUUGAGAUUGCCGGUGAUAUCAAGACCAAGCAUCAAGAUAAAGAGGUCAUGUUGAUUCAUCCUCACCCAACUUUCCCUCCUGAACAGCUCACAGAUGAGUUUAAGAAGGCAGUAAGAGAAUCCCUCGAACGUGCUGAUGUGAAAGUCAUGACUGGCUUGCGUGUGAAGCGUGAGUUGGACAACCAUAACUUGGAACUUACCAAUGGCGAUAUCAUCGAAGCAGACUUUACCUACUGGUGCAACUCAUUCAAGAACAACACGACUCUUCUAGACGAAGAGCUUCUGAAGUACAUCUCCCCCAAGAACAAUAUCUUCACCAACAGCUACUUCCAGCUUCACCAUCCAGAAACCAAGGAGCUGGUUGAUAAUAUCUUCAGCGUGGGAGAUAUGGUGGAGUUCCCUGUUAUCAAGACCGCUGGCUGGGCUAUUUCCAUGGGCAGAGCUACUGGUAAGAACUUGCUGGGUCUUUUGGUGGAUGGAAAGCUUGUGGAGGAGUAUCCGGGCGACCGUUCGAACGCCAUGCUUCUUGUUUGCGGUAACGAAGACAUUGUUUCGGAAGUUGGCGGUAACGUGGAAAUCAACAACCCCAACUACGUUGAACAGUACAAGACGUACCGUUUCAAGACUGUGAGAGGCACUCUUGGUAUUUAG